AUGAAAGCCACAACCAAUCGCUGCUCCAAACAAUAUGGCGUUCGCGAGCACGAGAGGCGCCAUCUGGACCCAGCGAUCAACACAGAGAGCAAUAUGUCUCUCGAAGAGCGGACUCUCGUCGUGCGCGCGUUCGACUCCCGCGUCCACAAAGACCUUCUGCGCGAACUCUUCGUCCAGGCCGGUCCCGUGGUGAACGUCGUGUUGCGGACGGACUUCGCGUACAUUGAGUUCGAACACAAGGCGUCCGUCGGAUACGCGCUCGCUCUCUUGGACGGCGUCUGUCUCUAUGGCCGCCAACUCUUCCUCGAGCCCCGAGUCCGCGAUGACUCCGCCUAUCACUUCGUGGACGCCAUCUCUCAGUUCAAUCACGUGAUGAACUCGAAUCCCGACUUCUUCCGCCAAUUCACGGCGCCC
This is a messenger RNA of Oppiella nova, 414 nucleotides long. The record is from the annotation of a GenBank genome assembly. NCBI's taxonomy places the organism in Eukaryota, Metazoa, Arthropoda, Arachnida, Sarcoptiformes, Oppiidae.